AUGCAGAUGUUUUUGAUUAUCUUUAUACUGUUUGGUUGGGGAAGUUCACCUAUUCCAUUAGAUUCGGUUGAUGCUUUUUGGAGAAAGCUUGAUUUGACGCCUUCUAUAUCUGUGGAAUAUGGUGAUCUUAAUGUUGAUCAUCGUAUGCAAAGGUUUAAAGAGAUAUACAACACUCAACCAGAUCAUAUCAAAUAUAAUUAUUUAAGGAGAAUGGAUGAGAUAACUGAUCCAUCAACGAAUUUGAUCAAUGAACCUUUGGUUAAGAAAAAUAACCGUGGACGCCCAAAAAUAAAGCGUGUCCAACAUCAAAGUCAAGCUACUCACAGAUACAGUUGUUCAGACUUAAACCAGGAGCCACCAUGGUAUAGUUCAUCCUUUAUGGACUUGAACGAUGAUCCGGCCAGACAUAGUUCAUUCGUCAUGGGUUCGUACGAGGAACCAAUAGGCCAAUGUUCAUACAACAUAAACUUAAACGAGGAACCAAUAGGAUCAAACCUUGCAUGCUCCGACUGCUACAUAUAUCUUUCAACAGUGGCUUUUCGUACUAGCUCCAGUCUAUUUGAAAUGUCUAGUGUGGAUUCAACAGUCAUCACUUUGAAUCCUCCCUUGGUUGGUUUGGGUCUUCCUUCAAGUUCGUACUUGAUUUCUGGGGAAACGUCUGAACCGAUCCCUGAUUUUGGGAAUGAUGCUUUGCUGGAAGUCGCUGCUACAACUUCACCAAAUACUUCAGAGCACAUCGACAAAGAGAUCCUUGAUAUAGCUCGUACAUGUUUUAUGGAAGGGAUGCGUUUGCUUAAUAAAGUUUCUGCUCGUACCCGGACUCGUGCACAGAUUCUUGCUCUAAACAACUAA
Messenger RNA from Lactuca saligna, 852 nucleotides. The record is from the annotation of a GenBank genome assembly. Lineage: Eukaryota; Viridiplantae; Streptophyta; Magnoliopsida; Asterales; Asteraceae.